Molecule: messenger RNA, 3688 nt
Organism: Raphanus sativus (radish)
Lineage: Eukaryota; Viridiplantae; Streptophyta; Magnoliopsida; Brassicales; Brassicaceae
Product: structural maintenance of chromosomes flexible hinge domain-containing protein GMI1-like
Exons: 32
Source: RefSeq, a predicted model, not a curated record
GAUGAGUGACCGGAGAUCGCUCAAGAGAGCACUGGUUCUAGUUGAUGAUGAAGAAGCAGCAGCUAAGUUUUACAAACUCAAGGUUCUUUUACCAAACGGCACUAACGUGACACUCACACUCACUAAUCCACAACAUGAAAUGUCCAUGAGGAAUUUCGUCAAUCUGGUGAAAGAGGAGUAUGACAAAACUCGGAAGAGCUAUGUCUUGUCAGGAAAGAUGAGGAAAGGGAUCGAUUGGAAUUUGGCUGCUGAAUCUUAUCUUGACUUCAACGGUCAAAAGAUUAGAAGAGUGGUUCGACUUGAGAGUUUUGAUCCUGAUUCCUGCAAUAUACUACGUCUUGAUGAUGGGUCUGGUGAAGCUCCCACUAUGUAUGAGAAUAUGUGGGAUUUGACUCCUGAUACUGAUAUGCUUAAAGAACUACCUGAAAAUUAUAGCUUUGAGACAGCUCUUGCGGAUCUUAUAGAUAAUUCUUUGCAAGCUGUGUGGUCUUGUUCCCCUGGAAACAGAAGACUGAUUAGUGUGGAUGUUCUCGAAGAUCGGAUUUCAGUCUUUGACUCUGGUCCUGGAAUGGACAGUAGCAAGGAGAAUUCUAUUGCUAAAUGGGGGAAAAUAGGGGCUUCAAUACAUAGGUCCUGCAAAUCCAAAGCUAUUGGAGGCAAACCACCAUACCUUAUGCCAUUCUUUGGAAUGUUUGGAUAUGGAGGUGCAUAUGCGUGUAUGCAUUUGGGAAGGCGUACGUUGGUGUCUUCAAAGACGAAACAGUCCAAGAAAGUAUUCACCCUGCAACUCAAUAAGGAAGCAUUGAUUGACAAUCGUUCUAUAUCCGGAAAGAACUGGAAGGUCGCCGGUGGAAUGAGGGAUCCUUUGGACGAGGAAAUGAAGUUAUCUCCUCAUGGAAGCUUCACAAAGGUUGAGAUCUUUGAAUCGAAAUGUAAGAUACCAGAUAUAUAUCAACUUCAGUGCAGACUUAAGGAUAUUUAUUUUCCUUACAUCCAGUGUGAUGAAGUCUCUAAAACGGGAAGGACUCUGAGACCUGUUGGGUUUCAGGUCCAUGGAGAGGAUUUAGCUGAGAUAGUAGGUGGAGAGGUUGCCACCACCAACCUAAACUCCAAGGGUGAAGAGUUUUGGUUUCAGAUUCGAUUCUGCGUAAAAAGCAAAGGAACAUCACAAGAGGCAAACGCUCGUCUCAAGUUUGUCUAUUUUCCAAUCGUCCAUGGGAAAGAGAGCAUUGAUAUAAUCAUGGAAAGCUUAGAGAAGGAAGGGUACAAAGUUUCUGAAAGUUUCCAAACUUUUGGUCGUGUUUCAGUAAGAAGGCUUGGCCGUCUGCUCCCAGAAGUCCCUUGGGCAUCAAUUCCGUUCAUGGAAAGAGGAACCAUAGCCUCUACUCUUCGAAAAUGUUGCCAAAGAGUGAAAUGUUUUGUCGAUUUGGAUGCUGGUUUUGUCCCAACACCCUCAAAAACUGAUCUUGCAAGCCAAAACCUAUUCUCUGUGGCUCUUAAAAACUUUGGUAUUAAAUCAAAGGAGAAGGAUAACGAUGUCAGUAUGGUGAUUCAUAGGGAAGGAAAAAGUUUGAAUUACGGGCAAGUGGAGCAGAGUUAUCAGGAUUGGGUUCGUAAGAUGCAUAAGUCAUAUGAUGAAGAAGAUGCAUUAGGUGAAGAUGAAGCAACCGUUAUAUUUGAUUCUUUGGAUAAUAAAGCUCUUUGCAUAUCUCCUGGUUGUCAAGCUGUGAGGGUGCACAUGGUAAUGAAGAGAAAAGGGAAGUCAUGGGAACGUGGACAAAGGAUCAGGAUUAUGAAAGGAGCAUGUGCAGGAGUUCACAAAAACGAUGUCUAUGCAACCAUUGACUACUUCCUUAUAGAAAACUUUGAAGAUGAAACCGGAGGUGAUGCUCGGAUUGUUUGCAGGCAAAUCAAUUUCUCUGAGGAAGAGGGAUGCAUUCUUUCAACCAUUAAAGGAAUCUCAAAGCUGGAAAUUCGAAAAUCAUCAUCCUUCCCAAUCAGUAUAAUAGACUCUGAAAAGUGUGUACUUCUAGAUGAGAAUGAAUGGAACAGAAAACUUGUCAGGCAAAAAGAAAAGGAUCCAUCAAGAAUUGAUUUGCUGGAUGAGAAAGACUGCAGAACAUUGAACUUCAAUGGUGAAACAACUAUUGUUCAAUCAGUGUGUGCUGGACACACUCCACCGCAACAGAUUGUUGCAGUUGUUCGACCUGCUAGCUACACAUCUCCAAAGCUGUCCAAAAAUUUGGAUCAGAAACAUAUUGUGAAGAUGGAUGGAGAGAUGCUAAUGGAAGUAGAAUUACAAGGCGGGAAUAUAAAGUCCAGGGAUAAGAAUGCAAAACCUUUGUAUUCAGAUAGAUGUUUUCCUACAAUCCUUGGAGGGUUUCACGGUCUUUACGUCUUCAAACUUGAGUCCAAGUUCCCACACUUGUUCAAGAAAGCUGGGACUUACAUUUUCAGUUUCUCUGUUGGGAAUUCAAUUACUUGUAAAAAGAAGGUGAUUGUUAAACCAUCUUCUAAGGUGGGGAGUUGGAAACUGGUUGGUAAUCAGGAGACCAUUAAUGUUAGGGUGGGAUCGUGUCUUCCACCUUUAUCUAUCAUUUGUUUGGAUGAGUAUGAGAAUCAGAUACCAUUCACUUCUGUUCCAAGUCUUGAAGUUAAACUGAAAGCCAGCCUAGAUUUCGAAGUCCCGGUUCACAAGAUUGAGGCCAACCUGAUUGAUGAUAAUGGAAUUCUCAAACUCAAGAAUAUGCUCGUUAAGACUGAUGGGUUAGAUCACAUUAGACCAGACUAUAAAGCAACCUUAGAGAUAUGCUCAAAGGAUGAACCAUUUUCUGUCUCAGUUGCUUGUGAAGUUAAACCUGGGCCUUUGAAGUGCGUUGUUGAGAACAAUCCACAGGCUUUGGAAAACUUGCUUCCGGAUUCUACUGUUGAAAACUAUAUCUUGGAGAUGUUCGAUGGAUAUAAUAAUCAUGUUGAAGAAGGUACCACUGUUUCGUUUUGUAUGAAUGGCUUUUGUAUCCAAGACUCGAUGGGCUUAGACCUAAAGGUUGAUAGUGAUGGCUGCAUUGAUCUAUCUGGAAUUCUCAAAGUCACAGCAGGCUAUGGGAAACCCGUAUCACUUGCUGUUAUGUCUGGCAAGAAAGAGAUCUUCAAGAAAGAGUCUCAAGUUGAGAUAAGAGAGCUCAGGCUGUUAACAGAGCUCCCAGAGUACUGUACAGCUGGUACAAAUCUGACAAACCUCAAGUUUAAAGUGACGGAUUCAUAUGGGAUUAUGGAUACUAGUAUCAACAAUGACGAAAAAUCCAACUCUUCCCACACCUUGAGCAUUGAAUCCACUUCAAGAAGCGUUGAUAGUACAGUCAGAUAUGCCUUUGUUCAUGGCUCCUGCAAAAUCACUUCUCUUUCCUUACCUGAGCCUGAGGGUGUCUUCUCUUUUAAGGUUUUCCAUUCUAGGCAUCCAGAGCUUCAUAUGAACUUAAAGAUUCAGCUAACAUCUGCUCAGACUUCUGAGAGAGAUGAUAUUGGUAGUUUUGAACCUUAUCCAAGGAUAUAUCUAACGCCUCAAUCAAAGUUUGGUUCAACUACAAAUCCAUGGGUGACUCCAACUCAACAGACACCAUCCUCACAGUCACAGUUUAGACUUUUGUCCAUUAGAGAAAUGUCAUCGGCUAUCAGUAGCCAAACUGCC